Molecule: messenger RNA, 676 nt
Organism: Selaginella moellendorffii
Lineage: Eukaryota; Viridiplantae; Streptophyta; Lycopodiopsida; Selaginellales; Selaginellaceae
Product: peroxidase 50
Exons: 3
Coding region: 103-570 (155 amino acids)
Biological process (GO): response to oxidative stress
Molecular function (GO): peroxidase activity; heme binding
Source: RefSeq, a predicted model, not a curated record
CUCCAGCUCAUUGGAGGACGCGGCUGGGAUGUAAGGCUUGGAAGAAAAGACGGCAGAGUGUCACUAGCUUCGAGAGUUCCCGGGAAUUUGCCGAACGUAAACAUGUCAGUUGCUCAGCUCACUUCAUUCUUUAAAACUCGAGGAUUCAGCCAAAGAGAAUUGGUCGUCUUGUCCGGAGGCCACAGUGCUGGUUUCGCUCACUGCAACAAGUUCAUGGACCGGAUUUAUGGCAGAAUUGAUCCAACCAUGGAUACCGGUUACGCCAGGGGUCUCAGAGGUACAUGUCCCCAAAGGAAUCUGGACCCGACUGUCGUUGCCAAUCUCGACACCACCACUUCCACCACGUUUGACAAUGUCUUCUACCAAAACCUCCAGAGCAAAAAGGGCCUUCUCCGCUCUGAUCAAGUGCUAUACACCGACCCGAACACUAAGAAAGUCGUGGACUCGUUUGCCUCCAACAACACUGCCUUUCUCAUUGAGUUCGCGGCGGUCAUGGACAAGUUGAGUGCCUUCAAGGUAAAGACAGGCUCUCAAGGUGAAAUCCGGAAAAACUGCGGGGUGAUCAAUUAGUGGUACUGUCCAAAACUAUGUACGGGGAAAAUAAUACCUGGAUGAUUUUUUUUGAUCUAGACAAGUUGAUAAUAACACUCGGUUCGCUUCUGUAACUUUCAGGUCA